AUGUUCUGCUCUUCUCUAAAUUCUCUACCAAUGCAUGACAAACAAACAAAGUCAGACAAUACCUCGGCCUCCCCUCUCCUCACCCAACCACCAUGACAGCAAACCAUGAACACCAUAUGCCUAAAACACCCCUACGCCCCCAAUUAAUCCUUUCCAAUACCAUCACUUAUCCAAGUCAUCUUCCUAUGUAAUCCUAUGAUGAGUGCACAUUGUUUGAAAAAUUCAAGUUAAAGGGCAUGCUUGGCAAGUUCCCUAAAAGUAGCUAGUUAAACCUUCCCUAUCCAGUUCCAAACUUCCAACACCCUCCCUCCUUCUACAAGCAACAGCACCAGCUUCCAAGAAGAGGAAGGAGGAGGAAGAGGGUGAGGAGUUGCCUCUGAAAGCAAGCCAUCAUUAGCUACCAAAUGCAGGCAUGCAUAUAGCUAACAGGACAAGAAGAAGAAGAAGAAGAAGCUACAAGACAGCAAGAAUCAGCUGCUGGUGGCAUCAUGUCCUAUGACCAGAUGCUCUCGCCGCUUCUUGGUGCCGGGCGAUCGGCGUGGAGAGCAGCUCAGCAGGGCGGCGGCGACGCCGUGACGAGGCAGAUACUCAAGUGCACAAGGUGGCAGCUCGAGGAGACCACCGACUUCGUGACCUGCCCCUACCACUACUACUGCGACAGCUCCUACCCGGGCGACUACCCCGCCGCCGUCGGCGUCCUCGUCGCCGCCUUCGCCGCGUACUGCUUCCUCUCCACGCUCGUGUUCACGGUCCUCGACCUCGUGCGGGGCAACGCGACGGCCAGCGUCAGGGGAAUCAAGAGGAAGUACCUGCUCCCCUCGGGCCCGUUCCUGCUUCCCCUGGUGCUGCUCGCGCUCGCCAAGGGGCAGCGGGUCAACGCCGUGUUCCCGCUCGCGCAGCUCGGCCCAGCAUUGCUUCUGCUGCUGCAGGCCUCGGCGCUUGCGUUCCGGAACGAGGCCGACGGCGACAUCCGGUACGCGGUGCUGGAGGCGUCCACCGUGUCCGGCGUGCUGCACGCGAGCCUGUACCUGGACGCCGUCGUCCUGCCGUACUACACGGGGCUGGAAGCGCUCCGGUGGUCCAGGUUCUCCGGGGAGUGCGCGUCGUGCCUCUGCCGGAUGGAGCCCCUGGUGGUCGGCGGCACCGCGGUGCAGUACCGAGGCCUGUCCAAAACGGCGCUGGCGAUCAUCUUCGCGCUGUGCUCGCGGAUGGUGUGCCGCAUCUACGGCGAGGAGCGGCUCAGCGCGUGGACGCGGUCGGCGCUGGAGGGCGUGGGCUGGGUGUUCGUGGCGACUGACGCGGUCUACCUCGUCGGGUGGGUCGCCGCGGAGGGCGGCGCCGUCGGCGUGGCCGCGUACAGCCUGGUCGCCGGGCUGGUGUUCUUGAGCAUCUUCGGCAAGGUGUACCGGUUCUUGGCGUGGGUAGAGACGAGGCAGUCGCGGUGGAAAUCCAGCCUCUGCCACAGCGUUGUUUGAUUGAUCAACCCGUCAGAAUUAAUUCUCGCACAAAACCUGUAAAAAGAAAGAAAGGAACUAUUUCUUUGUUCAUCUUUUGCUUGCUGUACAAUUUACACACUGGUAAAAGGGUGCGAUUUUUUUGUUCAUGUUCAAUUAGCUUAUUUUUUCUGAAGUUAUUCAGAUUUUUGUUGAUGAAA
Molecule: messenger RNA, 1654 nt
Organism: Phragmites australis (common reed)
Lineage: Eukaryota; Viridiplantae; Streptophyta; Magnoliopsida; Poales; Poaceae
Exons: 1
Coding region: 489-1475 (328 amino acids)
Source: RefSeq, a predicted model, not a curated record